ACGGCGACGCUUAAGUGGACGGGGAACAAGUGCGCGGUGAAAGAUAAUGCUGGUCCGUCUCUGAUAUAAGCGUAUUUCACGCAGGCGUCGCCCCGAUCCUCAGCCCAACUGCGAGUCUAGGAGGGGACAUCGGAAGGCAGGCGACCCAUAAUGCAACGCGGUUAGGACAUAAGACAUGGAAGCCCUGUCAGCCAGACGCACUCCAAGUCGCCUCAUAAGAUUGAACUGAAUACCGCAUCGCAAAGUCAACUCGGUGAGGACGCAGCCCACCUGAACGACACCGUCGCCUUCGCCAGAGACACGCCUCAGUAGUACAGUCAUGCCCCACAACAGCGGAACAACUGACACUGGAUCGUGGCGGCGAGAGCAUCAACCCGUGAUGAUGAGAAGUGUAUGCCAAAGUUCCUCACGGGCUUUGCUGCCAUAGGGAAAGUAAGCAGAGGAACAGCGCAGCAUAAUACAAAUCUACUAACAAGAACAGCGAAAGUAAGAGAGAUGGCGUCCGUUACCAGAAAUGAGUCAGAGCUGGAGCUUCGCACACUCCUUCAAGGAGCAGACCUUCUCUCCUACUACGACAAAUUCAUCGAGAUAGGUGGAGACAAUGUCCAGCAGCUUCGUGACGAUUUCCAGGAGGUGAUUCGCCUGGUAGAUAUGGCCAGAAAGCCACUUCACGUCAAGAGAUUGAAGAAAGCACUGACACAAUGGACACCACAGCCAGUCGCAGGAACGUCCACUGCAGCAGAUGGAACAGAAGGGGAGCUUCACGCACUACUUCGACGAGCGGAUCUUAUCUCCUACCACGACAAGUUCAUGCAGAUAGGUGGGGACAAUGUUCAGCAGCUUUAUGACUCUACGGUGGAUGACUUCCAAGAAGUGAUUGAUCUUGUUGACAUGGCCAGAAAGCCACUUCACGUCAAGAGAUUGAAGAAAACACUGACACAGUGGACACAGCAGUCAGUCGCGGUAACGUCCACACCGUCCGACAAAUCACAAGGGGAACUUUACGAAUUACUUAGACGAGCGGACCUUCUCUCCUACUACGACAACUUCAUCGAGCUAGCCGCAGACAAUGUGCAGCGGCUUUGUGACUCAACCGACGAAGAGUUCCAGGCACUCACCGACCAGGUAGACAUGACCAGGAAGCCCCUUCACGUGAAAAGAUUGAAGACCGCACUCAUACAGCGGUCAGGCCAUGCAGCCAUAACGACGUCCAUUCCGAGAAACGAAUCGGAGCGUCAACUUUACGAACUGCUUCAGCAAGCGGAUCUCCUCGUCUACUACGACACCUUCAUUGAGAAAGGCGGGGACAAUGUGCAGCAGCUUCUUGACUCGACGGAAGAAGAGUUCCAAGAGUUCAUCGACAUUGUUGGCAUGGCUCGAAACUCACUUCACGUCACGGAAUUGAAGAAAGCGCUGGAACAGUGGAGAGGGCGCCCAGGUACAUGUCAUUCGGGCACAUCUUCGCACAAGUCAGUCGUGGUGUUUUCGACAGUGCAAGAUGAGCAACCAAUAGCGGUGGAGGAAUCUCCUGAGACUGAGAAUAUCAGGUCUGAGAUGCAUCUUGCCAUUGAAAGGAGAGAUGUCGAGCGAGUGCGAGAGUCUCUGCAAGCAGAACCGCGACUAAAGAUAUGGAUGAAUCCACAUACAAAGGAGUCAGCUGUGCAUCGAGCUCUGAGCCAAGCCGCGUUCAACUUGUAUGUCUUUCUGCGGUCACAGAAAUGUAUAUUCAAGGACCCUGCUGAACAAGAUUGCCUCAAUCGUCUAAAUCCUCUCGAAAAGGCUGAACUCGCGCGACAACAAAAUUUUGCAAUGGCAUAUAAAGGAUCUCACCUCAGUUUCCUCAAGAGCAGAUCAAAGAGCCGAGCCGAUUUUGACGGAUUUGACAAAAUUCUGGAUAACUUGUAUGGCGCCCUCGCCAGCAGCGAUUUAGUGAAACCAGUUUUGAAAGUCGCUUCAAUGGCCCCUUAUUUGAGCAUACACUUCGACUUUGAACAAGAGGACAUCCAGAGCAUGGCGGGGGGCAGCAGAACUGACUAUGGCUUAACUGAUCCAGAAAAAGAAGAUAUAUUUGUCGGAGCGAAAGGACUUCGUGCGGAACCAUCACACGCCUCGGAACAUCGCACGAAAGAAGUCGCAGGGACACUAAUUCAUGAAUUGUGUCACUUGGCUGUUUUUCUUGUAUACGGAAACCAAGGAAAGCCGUACCGGAGCACGGAUGCAGUUAGCAGAGAACGCUACGCGGACAUUGUCAACGAUGUCAGAGGUCGAAAAGGAGACUUACAUCAAAUCUUACAAUUGGCAUUUCAAGAGAAUGACGAACAAGAAUUAAUAGUUCGGAUACCCCAUAUUCUUGCUCUUUGUCCUACUGAAGCGAACGCUAUUCUGGAACAGCAAGUCCCGAGGCUCUACCAAUUCUACAAAACGCAGGUCCUCGAAGAUAUGAAACAGUGCAUACGGAACGGCUGUCCCAUCAAGGACAUUGAGAUCAUGAAGGAAGAAAACGGAAAAUUAGGCAAGGCAUCCUCGACAGAGGAACUUGGAAUAGAAUUUGAGGCCGGACUUGAUGAAUCUACUCUACAACGUGGGCCACUUGUUGUCCUCAUAGCGUCAAAUAUAACCUUCCUCGAGGCAAUGGUCAACGACCUCCUAAGAUCUGCAACAGUUCCGUACCUGUUUCUGGAAGCAUCGCGUUGGUGUCAGAGAACGAAGUUCGUACUAGUCAAGAAUAAGUGCAGCUUUUUGCUUGUGUCGUGUGACGGUAAAAGUGACCUCAAGGAGAUUGUUGAACUGUGGAAAGAGCUGCAUCGCGUCACCGGCACGAAAAUCGUUCUGCUGACAUCGGAGGGCAACCUGGCGCACUGUCUCCAAGAAGUUGAAAGGACCUCGUCACAUGUCAGCGGAAUUUACUUUGACGUCAUACACAGCGCCACAUUUGGGAACGUCACGUCCGAGUGCAAGAGUGCCAUUAUCCAGAAAUCACGGAUCGCUCUUCAGUCUUCCAGCGAAGAGACAUUGAUUCAAGACAUUCUGGAUGUCGGUAGCUUCCUAGAAAUAUGUCAGGAGGACACAUUUCUGGCGCUAUGCAGAGCAAAAGCCUUAUUUUUAGGGCCACAACUACAAGAACUUCCGAAAAAUAUAAGCGAGUGCUACAUUGAGCAAAAGUGUGGAAGGUCUGUUGUGGUUGACUUGCACAAGAUCACAGGUUGUCCUCAGAACGACGCUUUCGCUGUCUUCGGCUGUUCCAAAGAGACCCUCCACUCACUUCUACCUGCGGGUCUUACUGUGAAACGAAUGAGCGACUUGGACAAAUUCCAACAAAUUGUCAUUCUGGAGAGUGACAGUGAGUACGAGCCCCUUAUUGAGCAUGAACACUACAAGGGGAAGACAGUCCACCUUCUAGAAUUUCACGAACGGCGGUUCAUGUGGAAAAAAUCAAAUGGUGCUGUUAGUCACCUUCCCAUGACCGGGCAAGAAAUUUACUCCGCGAAUUAUCUGCUUAAAACAAGUGAGAAGGUCAUCGUUGUCUCUGGAGACCCAGGAAUGGGGAAAACCGUUCUGGCAACGAACAUUUGCCGAGAUAUAAAGAAAGCGGACGGGAAAGCAUGGGUACUUUACGUCAGUAAUUACCCGAACACGCAAGAAGCGACUAAAAUGUUGAUUGAAGAAACUGGUGGCACUAAUUUCAAGCUGUUCGCGAAGUUGUGUGGCGUGAAGACAAGCGGAGAGGAGUUUCAACUGUUCCAACAAAGUGUCACCGAGGGAAGUCCGUUUAACGUCUGGGUCAUUUUCGACGCCCUUGACGAAAUUCAGGAGACUAGUCGAAAAACCAUCCUUGAUUUAGCGAAGCGUUUAACGCAAGGAAAAGUAUUUAAGAUCUUGAUUUUUACACGCACGCUGCUUAGAAAACCGACAGAAGAGGAAAUCCACUCGGUGGCCUUCUGCAUGAUUCCAUUCUCUGAGGGAGAUCAAGCUCAAUUUCAGAAGAAAUAUAAGGAAUACGCUUAUCGAAUGCCACCGCAUGAACCGAAUACAAAGAUCGAUGACAAGACGUCCCAAAGCAUCCUUCAUCACGUUAGGGUAAAAGCUAACUACCUUCUAGGAAAUCCUCUCUUUCUCACAAUGGUGACUGAGCUGGAGCAAGGGAAAGCGUGUGACUCUGACUACUGGGAAUUAAUGCAACGCAUGUGCAACUGCGGUGACUGCUAUACACGUCUAUUGGUGUACAGAUUGUUCGUAGAGUACAAAUACCUGCGAUAUCGCAAAGAAAAAAAGUGUGAAGUAUUAACAAAAGCCGCAAACAAAGAUGAUCACGAGAGAUUGAAGGAGAUAUUUUACCACGAUCACGAGCUCCUAGCACUGAAGGCUGUUCUUUCCAAGGACGAUCUCACGAGACUCCUAAGUGAAAGUGAACGAAGUCUCCUCGAAAACGGAGGGCGACUAACGAUGGAGGUCAAAGAGAACAAGCACAAACACGGUCUAAUACAGGAGCUGAGGAAUGGCGCCCCUCGUUUUCUGCACCACAGCUUCGCCGAGUUUUUAGCAGCAUAUUCGAUCUUCAAGAGGGUAAAGAAGGCGCAUGAUAAAGGCGACGAAGACGUGAUAAUAAUCGUUUCCAACAUGUACGGUGAUUCUGCCUAUGACGGCAUGUUGACCUUCUUGGAUGGAUUCGCAGCGGAGGGACACGCAGUGCAUUGCAGUAUUAUGAAUAACGACAUUGAAAAUCUUAAAGCAUCUGCAGCAAAUGGUUCCGCUCUAGACGACAUCCACAGAACACCUCUGCAUGUCGCUGCACUGCAUGCCCAUCAAGAUGUCUUAAAGCUUCUUGAUUCUAACGAAGUGCUAACACAGAGAGAUAUGCUAGGGAUGACACCUCUCAGGUAUGCUGACCAGAUUCGUUCGUGGGAAACACUAGACGUCUUCUGUGCUCGCAGAGGUAGUUCUGCUAUUAACUGGUUCGAUGAAAUUCCAACAGCGGCCAGAAACAUUACGACUGAAACUAAGCUUUCGAGAUCAAUUUUAAUGAUCGUAAUCGGCAAGCGACUUAAGGGGCUUUUAUCUGUGUUGCUUAAAAUGUUUUGCAAAAAUAAGAUGUGUCCUACCGAGACUUGCCCCAAGAGAGAGAUACAACAUUCCACGAAAAACGUGCGCUCUUCAGCAGCCACUGUACAUAUCCUGAUGGAUAUUGAUCGCAUUAGGGUGCAGGACCAGCGUACCCCUUUGCAUUUCGCUGUCGGUCUAGGCAAACUUGAUAUUGUCCAGGUACUUCUGCCAUAUUCCUCACUAGACAUCCGCGAUGUGACUGACAGGACCGUAUUUCAGGCAUGCGCUCUCGUCGGCCACACGAACGUCCUGAGGCAUCUACUUCCUCUAGCGUCACCCCAUGAUUGGUACAUAUCUGACAACACGGGUCCAGAACAAAAGUUGGCAGCUUUAGACGUAGGGAAUCGUGAUGCUGCAGAACUUCUAAUCCCUCAUUUCUUGACCCGAACAGCUAUUAAAGAGGACCUGUUGUAUGUGAGUGUUGUUUCAGGGAACGAUGGAGUGACGAAAGCUAUUCUUCCUCAUACUGAUGCAAGUGGUCGUUAUAUGCCCUACGGCAGAACGACUUUCCAAGCAUGCGUUGGCUGUGCUGACAUAGAUGUCGUGAGACUAAUGCUUCCUUACGCUAACUUGGAUGGAAGUGACGAACGAGGUACAACUACGCUUCGCAUAACUGCUGACGACAUAGUUUCAUGGGACAGACAUCGAACGUGUGAUGUUGACAUCGCGAAACUGCUAAUUCUUCAUUGCGACAUCGACUCUCUUGACAUGGACGGCAAGACGGCUCUGAGAAUGUGUAUAACGUGUACAAACAACUUUCCGGUUUUUAAGCAAGUGCUUCUUUACAUGUUAGUCACGUGUCCUUCUAUAAGUCAAGUUAUGUCAGUCCAUUAUGUUGCAAAAGCAGUAGAGGAGGAUAUCUUAAAAUAUCUGAUCUCUGUCACUCGCAUUAACGCUCAGGAUGAAAAUGGAUAUACGCCACUCGCUCACUGCUGCUCUCAUGGAUACCUGAGAGCGGCGAAGCUGCUGCUUCCCCUUACAGUAGUCGAUUUCGGCUCAUUCACGAUGAUCAGUUCAUUGAUUCCAAGGGUGCUUGCAGGGGAAUAUGGCAUUGUUGAGUUGCUCCUCCCUCACUCCUUGGAAAGUAGCUGUCAUGUUACGUUGGCUGCGGCCAUCAAAACAGGGGAUAGUGCUAUGACGAAAUUUUGUCAGCCCCGUGUUCAAGCCCGACUUGGUAGUUUCAGUCAGCUUUCUUGGAAGUCAGUUUUCAGUGGCAAACAGAUCGCAGCCAAACUGGUCGCAGCUUUCACGGAAUUAUUGUCUGGCCUUGUUGAUGCGAAAUAUAGUGAAACCAUAGAAGCUCUGAAGGGUGAACCGACCGAGGCUGGGAAGCAAUGGGUUAUAUCCCAGGUCUAUUGGAUGUGUUAUUGGUGGGCUUGCAGAAAAAGGGCAGCGGAAACUAUUCAAGCGAUUGCGGCUGUGACGAAAAUGUAUCUGCCUCAUGUUGACAUUAACGGUCGUACAACAAUGAAAAGGACGAUGUGGCUUGAAAGUGUGUGCCAAGGUUGCUGGGCGUUGGUGCAGCUCCUUCUUCCUUACACAGAAAGACGUGAUAGUGACGUCACUCAGAACACGCCGUUACUGUUGAGUGUUUCGAAAAUGUCAAGUGCCACUACAGAACCAUCGCAAGCAGAAGAUCAACGAAAUCUGAAAAUGAACAUUGAACAGAUCAGAAUAUUAAAGCUGCUUAUCCUGCACUCAGACUUCGGUGUACUGCACGCAGAUCGGACUGUGCCACACGGCGGAAGCGCCAUCAAUCUUCACAUAAUGAAGUUUCUCAGCUCGUGUUCAUCGGCGAAUAAGCUCGUAUUUCCUCAUUAUUCACCCGCUUCUCGAAUUAUAGGUGUAGCAGAGUUCAUUGAGUGCAUUGAAAGCAUAGAAGAGCAGGAUAUCCUGAUCCUAAAGUAUCUGAUCCCUUACACUCGCAUUAACACUCUCGGUGAGAGUACGGCACUCGCUUACUGCUGCGGUUAUGGAUACUUGAGAGCGGCGAAGCUGCUGGUUCCCCUUGCGGUAGUCGAUUUUGGCUUGUCCUUGAUGAUCGUCUCAUUCAUUCGAGGGCUGGUUGCAGGGGAAUAUGGCAGUGUUGAAUUGCUCCUCCCGCAUUCCUUGAAACGUAGCGUUUGUGAUACGUUGGCAAACUGCAUCGCGUCAUGGUAUAAAUUGCCGCCGAAAUUCUGUGAGAGCCCUGGUCAAGCCAGUCUUCAUAGAGCGGUGACGGCUAAGAGCGUUAAAGGGAUCGAGGAUCUGUGGGAUCCCUUGAUGAACUCUCCUGAUGUGUGGGAUGGCAGAGAGAAUGGAGCAAUCGCGACUGUGACUAAAUUGUAUCUGCCCCAUGUUGAUGUUAACGAUUGUACAACCAUGAAAAGGACGAUGUGGCUUGAAAGUGUGUGCCUAGGUUGCUGGGCUCUGGUGCAACUCCUUCUUCCUUACACAGAAACACGUGAAUGUGACGUCACUCAGAACACGCCGUUACUGUUGAGUGCUACGAAAAUGUCAAGUGCCACUACAGAAUCAUCGCAUGCAGAAGACAAGCAGAACGUCGAAAUGCACAUUGAAGAGAUGAGAAUAUUAAAGCUGCUUAUCCUGCACUCAGACUUCGAUGUAUGGGGCGCAGAUCGGGUUCUGCCACACGGAGGGGGCGUCAUCAAUCUUCACUUAAUGAAGUUUCUCUGCUCGCAUUCAUCGGUGAAUAAACUCAUAUUUCCUUUUCCUCAUUCGCCACCCGCUUCUCGUAGUAUAAGUGUAGCAGAGUUCAUCGAGUGCCUUGCAACCAUUGAAGAGCAGGAUAUCCUGAUCCUAAAGUAUCUGAUCCCUUACACUCGCAUUAACGCUCACGAUGCGAAAGGACGUACGCCACUCGCUUACUGCGGCUAUUAUACAUGCUUGAGAGCGGCGAAGCUGCUGCUGCCCCUUACAUUAGUCGACUUCGUCUCAUCCAUGAUGAUCCCGUCAUUCAUUCGAGGGCUGGUUGCAGGGGAAUAUGGCAGUGUUGAAUUGCUCCUCCCGCAUUCCUUGAAACGUAGCGUUUGUGAUACGUUGGCAGACUGCAUCGCAUCAUGGUAUAAAUUGCCGCCGAAAUUCUGUGAGAGCCCUGGUCAAGCCAGUCUUCAUAGAGCACUGACGGUUAAGAGCGUUAAAGGGAUCGAGGAUCUGUUGGAUCCCGUGAUGAACUCUCCUGCUGUGCGGGAUGGCAGAGAGAAUGGAGCAAUCGCGACUGUGACUAAAUUGUAUCUGCCCCAUGUUGAUGUUAACGAUUGCACAACCAUGAAAAGGACGAUGUGGCUUGAAAGUGUGUGCCUAGGUUGCUGGGCUUUGGUGCAGCUCCUUCUUCCUUACACAGAAACACGUGAAUGUGACGUUACUCAGAACACGCAGUUACUGUUGAGUGUUUGGAAAAUGUCAAGUGCCACUACAGAACCAUCGCAAGCAGAAGAUCAACGAAAUCUGAAAAUGAACAUUGAACAGAUCAGAAUAUUAAAGCUGCUUAUCCUGCACUCAGACUUCGGUGCACUGCACGCAGAUCGGGCUGUGCCACACGGCGGAAGCGCCAUCAAUCUUCACAUAGUGAAGUUUUACAGCUCGUGUUCAUCGGUGAAUAAGCUCGUAUUUCCUCAUUCUUCACCCGCUUCUCGUAUUAUAAGCGUAGCAGAGUUCAUCGAGUGCCUUGCAAGCAUUGAAGAGCAGGAUAUUCCGAUUGUAAUGUAUGUGAUACCUUACACUCGCAUCAACGGUCUGGAUGAAAAUAGAGAUACGCCACUCGCUCACUGCUGCUCUCAUGGAUACGUGAGUGUGGCGAAGCUGCUGCUUCCCCUUACAGUAGUCGAUUUCGGCUUGUCCGUGAUCUUCGCCGCAUUCAGUGGAGGUUUCGGUGAACGGGAAUACGGCAUUGUGGAGUUGCUCCUCCCGCAUUCCUUGAAACGUAGCAUCUGUCAUUCGUUGGCUCUAUGCGUCGAGUCAUGGUAUCAAAUUCUGACAGUAUUGUGUGGGAGCUCUAGUGAAGCCAGUCUUUGUAGAGCGCUGAUGGCUUACAGCCUUGAAGCGAUCAAGGAUCUGUUGCAGAGAGGGAUCGAGGGUCUGUUGCAGGUUUGCAGAGAGAAUGAUGCAAUCGCGACUGUGACUAUGUCUCUGCCUCAUGUUGACGUUAACGUUCGUACAACCAUGAAAAGGACGAUGUGGCAUGAAAGUGUGUGCCAAGGUUGCUGGGUAUUGGUGCAGCUGUUUCUGCCUUACACAGAAACACGUGAUAGUGACAUCAGUCAGAACACACCGUUACUGUUGAGUGCUACGAAAAUGUCAAGUGCCAAUACAGAAUCAUCGCAGGCAGAAGAUCAACGGAAUGUCAAAAUGAGUAUUGAAAAGAUUCGAAUAUUAAAGCUUCUUAUCCUCCACUCGAACUCCGGCACACUGCGUGCACAUCGGGCUCUGCCACACGUUGGGAGCGCCACCAACAUUCAGGCGAUGAAGAUCUUACACCCGCAUCUAUCGAUGUCUCGAUUUGCUUCGUACACGAAAAGACUGCCAUGCAUAGCCCAAUAAUGCUGGACACCUUGACCUUUUGGAAAACGUGCUGCGCCAUUCAUUGGGCAAUGCCGUAUACGCGCGCCUGUCUUUGUCGUACCGGUGGUGGUAGCGUCAUAAAACGUGGCGAUCUGCCGUACCACGCUGUCAAAUGAUCGUCUUCCUCUAGUGGAGCUCACCUCUGUUCGUGAAACUCAGUAAGCUUCAUAAUACUGUGGUGCCAUUCUUGUUUGCUACCGUUCCUUGUUGUAUCAUCUGUACUUAUCCCAUGCCCUGCGUCAUUUUCUUACUUAUAAAGGGGACAUCUUGCAGGGGAUGUCAAUGGGGCCAUCGCGAUCUCUGUUGUGUAGCUUGCAAAUUAUUUAGCAACAACCUGACUAAACCAAGCUGUUGGUCCUAACAACAUUUAAUUACUGGUGGCAUGACCCCUGCUAGUGAAACAGCGCCCGCAUGGGGCCAGUGUCACGAGUUAUAUAGCAUUUAACCUUCUCGCCGUGUGAUAUCAGCAGUACUCAUAAUAGCAUUAAUAAUAUUAAUAACAACAACAUAAUAAUGAUGUGUAACAAUAUCAAGACGAUAUAUUUGAGUUGUAUAUAUGCAGACCGUGAGUCCAUCAUGUGCAUUUUUCGGCAAUAAAUCUUGUUAGCUAUGA
Molecule: messenger RNA, 10273 nt
Organism: Ornithodoros turicata
Lineage: Eukaryota; Metazoa; Arthropoda; Arachnida; Ixodida; Argasidae
Exons: 12
Coding region: 394-9639 (3081 amino acids)
Biological process (GO): regulation of DNA-templated transcription
Cellular component (GO): nucleus
Molecular function (GO): transcription coregulator activity; transcription factor binding
Source: RefSeq, a predicted model, not a curated record